AUGGCAGCGGUCGUACAAAACACACACAUGGAGACGUUUCAAGAGAAACAAUCCAGCGUCAUCCAACAUGUCGAAACAGCAGAGGAAACCAAACCACAAACCAUAGAUGGCCUCAUUCGACACCGCGCAAAUCUGCUGGGAGAUGCUCCGCUAGUGUACUACCCACACACUGGCAUUGAUUAUGUCGGCUAUAGUAUGCGAAAACUAGACAUCUUUGCAUGCAGAGUCGCGCAGAAGCUCGCCUCACGGCUUCCUUCUCGCACCUCAUCAUCAGAGAAGCCUAUCGUGGUGUCGUUGUUGGGUCCGUCUGAUCUCAACUAUCUAACCACUUUCUGGGCCCUAUCAAAGUUGGGCCAUUCGGUUCUCUUCUUGUCGACACGUAUCUCUCUAGAAGCUUAUGCUUCGCUACUUGAGAGGACGGAAUCGAAGCAUAUUGUCAUAACUAAGGACUUUGGAGAUACAGCCGAAGACUUGACGAAAAGAAUACCAGGUCUACAGAUUGACUACAUCGCCACAGAUGAUUGGUACAACUUCGCGAUCGAGGACAGUCAGAUCGACACCAAUCUGACGCCAAACCUAGAUUUAGCUCAAGAAGAGAAAUAUGUCUCAUGGAUCAUUCACUCAAGUGGAUCAACAGGUUUACCAAAGCCGAUUUUCCAGACUCAUAAAGCUGCUCUUGGGAAUUAUGCGCUAAAUAUGAACAUGAGAGGUUUUAUUACUCUUCCUUUAUAUCACAAUUAUGGUAUAAGUUGUUUGCAUCGAUCGAUAUUUUCUGGCAAACGUAUACAUUUAUAUAACCCUUCUUUGCCACUUGCUCGACAAUAUCUUCUCGGAACUAUGCAGGCAAAUGAUUUUGAGGUAUUUUACGGUGUGCCAUAUGCGCUCAAGCUUCUUGCCGAGGUCGAAGAAGGUAUCGAGGCUCUUCGGAAAUGCAAAAUUGUUUUGUUCAGUGGUUCUCCAUGCCCGGACUCGCUGGGCGACAAACUCGUUGCCAACGGUGUGCAUCUCGUCAGCCAGAUUGGCUCAACCGAAACGGGCCAAUUGAUGACCUCAGAGCGCCCCCGCGAAGAUAAGCUGUGGGAUUGGCUACGUCCAAGUGCCGCUGUGAACCCAUAUUUAAGAUUUGAAGAACGGAGUGCCGGGAUAUAUGAAGCGGUUGUUUUGGAUGGCUGGCCUUCGAAAGUACUGUCCAAUAGGCCUGAUGGAGCUUAUGCAACGAAGGAUCUAUUCAUGAAACAUCCCGAUAUAGAAGCGUACAAGUAUUACGCUCGUCUCGACGAUACAAUUGUGCUAGUGAACGGCGAAAAAGUGAUUCCGCUUGCCCUUGAAGGAUCAGUGAGACAGGACCCAGCGGUUGCAGAAGUCCUUGUUUUUGGCGCACAGAAGGUUAGUAUCGGUAUGAUUGUCAUACUCACAGAAGCCGGUGCAGCGCUUUCGAAAGAUGAGCUUAUCGAACAAAUCUGGCCCAGGGUAGAACAAGCGCAGAUUGAGAUGCCGGCCUUUGGACGGCUGUCGAAAGAUAUGGUGUUCCUUCUUCCACCGGACACCCAGUAUCCACGAACGGACAAAGGCACGGUUAUCAGACAGGCAGCCUAUCGAAAAUUUGCCGAGCUAAUUGAGAGUGCAUACGAUGACAAACAAACUCCAGCAGAACUUGAGACAUUGUCAGAACCAGAGCUGAGGCAGUUUUUGGAGAACGAACUUCAAGGUAUUUUGCCACCAAAGUCACGCAAGCUUUUAGACGAGGAUGCGGAUUUUUUCAAUAUCGGCAUGGACUCUCUGCAAGCUACGCAGCUACGGUCUAUUAUCAGUCGCCGUAUUGAUGUCGGUGGGAAAGAGCUUGGUUUGAAUGUGGCUUUUGAUAACCCUACAGUCAAAUUGUUAGCUCACCACCUGCUAUCCUUGAGAACCGGUGUUUUGGAUAUUAACAACUCUGUUGAAGACACUAUGCAGUAUUUGAUUGAGAAGUACUCUGUUUUCAAACAGCACAAGCCAUUGCCCAACGGUCUUGAUGGUCGUUAUAUCGUCAUUACCGGCACAUCUGGCUCACUCGGAUCCCACACAGCUGCCAACCUAGCCCUUCAACCCAACGUUCGCAUCAUUUAUUGCCUGAUCAGAGCCGGCUCUGUCAUGGAGGCUUACGAACGCUUGGCCAAAUCAUUGCGUGAGCGACGCCUCUACGACAAUCUUACUGAUACCGCCCGAAGCAAAUUGGUCGCUCUUCCAGCGAAUCUCUCUGAUCCAAAUCUGGGCUUCGAUGAGCACACAUACAAUCUGAUCACAUCUCAGAUCACAGACCUGAUCCACUGCGCAUGGUCCGUCAACUUCAACUGGCAACUCGCCAGUUUCGAAAAGGACAAUAUCGCUGGCGUCAAAAAUCUGAUUGAUCUGUGCCUGAAAUCGCAACGGCCUACCCCCGCUUCAUUCAAUUUCUGCUCCUCUAUUAGUGCUGUCGUCAACACAGCCGAAGACGAGAUUCCGGAGGCUCUCCCCAAGAGUCUAAGCUACGCGCAAGAAAUGGGCUACGCUCAAUCGAAGCUUGUCGCAGAAAAUAUUUGCAUCAAGGCAGCCGAACACACAGGUAUUCGCGCCCGUGUUCUUCGAAUCGGGCAGGUCAUCGGCGACACGCAGCAUGGUGUUUGGAACACGACCGAGGCAAUCCCACUCAUGAUACAAUCCGCAAUCACUAUCGGCGCGCUACCACGCCUUAACGAGACUCAUCGCUGGCUUCCCGUCGACGUCGUUGCUCAGAGCAUAAUCGACCACUCAUUCUCCACUUUUGAGUCAGGCGUUCUCAACAUCGUCAACCACAACAAUUUCCAUUGGACAACCGAUCUUAUUCCACACUUACACAAGGCAGGCCUGCAGUUCACGGAACUGGAGACGAGCGAGUGGCUCAGGAAGCUGCGCGUAUCGAACCCAGACCCCACUGUUAAUCCGCCUAUCAAGUUGGUGGAAUUUUGGACAACGAAGUAUGGGUCUGGUGAAGGGUUGAGAAAGUCGUAUGUGUGGCGGACUGAGGUAGCGAGGCGCUUUUCGAAGGCGCUGGAGGAGACGGGGGGACUGGGGCAGGAGGAUGUGGCCAAGAUGGUGCAAUAUUUUAAGACUGUUUGGUGA
Talaromyces amestolkiae is the source of this 3117-nucleotide messenger RNA. RefSeq lists its product as uncharacterized. The transcript has a single exon. Gene Ontology annotation, molecular function: phosphopantetheine binding. The record is from RefSeq and is a predicted model, not a curated record. The coding region runs from base 1 to 3117 and encodes 1038 amino acids. Lineage: Eukaryota; Fungi; Ascomycota; Eurotiomycetes; Eurotiales; Trichocomaceae.